Molecule: messenger RNA, 7241 nt
Organism: Cygnus atratus (black swan)
Lineage: Eukaryota; Metazoa; Chordata; Aves; Anseriformes; Anatidae
Gene: NRF1
Product: nuclear respiratory factor 1
Exons: 14
Coding region: 4091-5722 (543 amino acids)
Biological process (GO): regulation of transcription by RNA polymerase II
Cellular component (GO): nucleus
Molecular function (GO): DNA-binding transcription factor activity, RNA polymerase II-specific; RNA polymerase II cis-regulatory region sequence-specific DNA binding
Source: RefSeq, a predicted model, not a curated record
CCGGGAGGGCAGCCUGCAUGGUUUGGGGUCGAUCUGGUUCCUUCUCUUUACGUCCACACCACAGAUUGCACUGAGUAGAUGAGACCUCUGUUUUAAUCCACGUGGCUUUGAAUUUAAUGUAGAAUUCAUGGGGUUUGUGUUGUGUUCUGCUGUUUUGGGUUGCUGUGCUCCUCCUGCGCCUGGUUUUCUUCCAGCUCUGGUGCCAGCAGCCACCGAUCGCAGCCGACGGCGCAGCAGAGGGACCCCGACACGGUGAUGAAUCCUCAGCAGAGGGCUUUAUCCUCAUAAUUUCUUUAAGCGCUUUAAAUGACUAUAAAAAUACUUCUGGCUGCUGACCAAGGCUUCUGAACUGAGCUACAACCACCAGGAAAUGUCUUAGCAGGCAUCGUCGUGCUGUGAGGGUUUCCUUACACCUGAAACUGCUCUCGCUUAUGAGGUACGACAGGAAUAAACAUGGCUUUUCUGGAAUGGUGAAUGCUCAUUUCUGGAAUAAAUCAGUCAUUUGGUAAUGGCCAGCGGAAACUUCAGGUGAGGUGCCUGCUCACAAAGCCUGAGUGUCAGGAACCCUGCGGGAAUACCGUGAGUAUGUGAAGAAUACGAGUAACUACCUGAGGUUUCAACACAGCUACAAGGCUUGUGCCCUUUGGUCUGUGACUUUGGGGACGUUUGGGACCUUUCUGGAAGGAAAACGUGCGGAUAGGAAGAGUGUGGAGGUUGGAAAAGUAGAAAGUCUACAUCAGGUGAAGUCAGCUGUCUGGUUAAACUGGAAUUAAUUCCAAUUACGACCUGGAAAUGAGUUACUGGAGCUUGUGGCACUGCCAUGUGCACAACUGGGGGGGGACCAGGAGGACCCGAGGUGCCCCCAGCCUCAGCCAGGCUGCGCUUCUGGGAGUCUGUUAGGUCUGGUUGGAAUCGAGUGGGCUUCACCUCUACGUAAUCACUAGCAAGACCCCUGGAUUUAUCCCAGUUGCUGGAUUUAUCCGAGACUGUAGCUGGACGCAACCAUUUCCAAAUCUGCCACGCUUCAACCAGGCACUGUGCAGGAUGCGUGCCCAGAAAACCAAGAGCAGACACCGAUGUGAACACACUGCCCAUGAGAAGCACUGCUCUCGGUGACCCUUGCCGACUCAAGAACACGUGGCCCAGCGGUUUCAGUCUACGACCAGUUUUAUUUAUAAGAACAGCGUCGUUCUGAGGGGUGUCAAGAGUAGAGUGCCUCGAUCCGAGCACCUUUCCUCCUAAAGAAAACGGUGCCUGAAGCUUCGGUCACCUCGCAGGCUUGUUUCCCAGUGAGCUGGGUGGGUACUGCACUUUGGUGGUUAUAUUCUGGUAAUGUUAUUACACUUUUUUAUUUUAAUAGAAGUCCUUAAAGGUGUAUGGCGCUACGGAGAAAGCAGCAGUGUACCCUUUCAGGAAACCCUGGCCCACUGAGCUGCUCUGUUAAGGUUUGGUGUGAAAUCUCUGCCACGCUCCCCCUGUUUUUUCCGUGGCAAUGGCAAAAUAAGGCCCUGGGAAGAAGAUUACGGUUGACUCGUUUCAACCAGAAAUUUUCACUUUCCUUCAACGUGCGUCAGCAUCUGAGGCCCUGCCUUAAUGACGGUAUUUGACUUACUGUUUUGGGAUGGUUUUGACGUUAUGGUCUGGUGUGUAAGGAGGGCUGGACAACAGCAUCCAGCUCCGUUAGCCUCUUUUAGGGCAGAUUGUGAGCUGGAAAGUGGUUUGGCUUUAGCUGUAGCCUCAGUGGGCUUGCACACCAGCCAGGUGUGUGAGUAAACGUGGGAGCAAACCCUUCCUCCCAAACGCUUGGGAGCACAGCUCUCUGGUUUUAAUCACUCUCCCCCGAGCUGGGGCUCGCAGACCAGCCUCACCCCAACAUUUAGGCUAUUGCUGUGCACUACAGCAAUGCGGGCACCCCAAGAAUGAAAAUCUCCUACAUAAAUACCUGCGGUUCCCCUCUGCCUCCAUCCCGCUGUGUUGGAGGAGGCCAAAUUAACGGGGUCGGCUCUGAUGCUCCACAAGGAAUAUAGGAGCUCUUUCAUUUCACGUGCCUCUUGUUAUUAGAGGCGUGUAGGAGAGAAACCAGCCCUACAGACACAAAGUAAAAGGAUUCCAUCCAUGCCCCGGAUCCUUUUCUGCGAGCCGUGAACCCACGGUAUCGAAGCUGGAAGGCAGCAGCUGAGGCUUUUCUCUGUAGUCGCUGGAGGGAGGCUGGUGCUUCGCGAGGAGUUGGCUACGCUCUGGAUUCCGGAUGAGCAGACAGCAUUGAGCGGGGUGAAAUGCUUUGGAGAUUAUUUUUGGCUUUUUGGGAAGUUCAGUAACGCUUCGGAAAGAUCUAGCUGGAUUUCUUCGUGUUUGUAAGCAAGAAGCCGUGCCGAAAUGUCUUAGGAGGACAGAGGAAGAACGAGCGUUGUGCGCAUGGAUGCGGAGCUCCCUCCUCCUAAAGCCUAGGGUCUGCCGGCCGGGGAGCUCUCCGUUGAGCAUGUCGGCCUGCCGAGCUGCCCACGGCCUUUUCACGAGGAACAGGGUGGCUGCAAACAUCUUGGCCAGCUGGACAGGUCCUCAGGAGGUGAUGGAUUGCAGCCAGAGGUAGGGCAGGAUCGGCACGCGUGCGUUAUCGUGAUCUAUGCAGUGCUGUCGCGAUAACAGGUGUUCCGGUGGUGUGCCCAGUGGCUUGCUUGGCUCCUUUCAAGCCUCCUUUCAAUGUCUUGGUCUCGCUGCUGCUCCAGAAACUUCAUCUCGUCCCCGUUCGAUGACGUUUGAGCAGGGAGCUUGCCCUUGGUGCUGCCCAGGGGACGUUCUCCCCGUGUUUGAGGUGCAGCUUUUGUUCGUCAACACAGGUGUGCUUGAAUCAACUGCAGAAAACGAUUUUGGAAAGUGUCCUGUUCUGAGGGUGGGGCUCUCUAAAAUAAUUGCGUCCUUGGUUUUGGUGUCUCGGAGCUGGAACUGCCUUUGGAAGAGCUGCCCGUAACGUUCGGUACGCUGAGGUACAAAAGGCAUCGUAAGGCACCUGGAAGCGAGCCACUGGAAACCAGCUGGUGAUGGGGGGGAAAUCUGUCAUGUUUCAGCUCCUUGGUCAGGGGGUUUGAGGUAGAAAUAAGUGCAUCUAAAUACUGGCUGCUUCCCACCAUGCCUGUUCCUCUGUUCCUUGUCUGCGGCAGUCGGUUCCUGGCUUCCGAGCUUGUGCUGCUUAAAAGCCGCUGCAGAAGAUGCUACAGCCUUGGACGUGCCUCGUCCCUUCUUACUCUCUCCCAAAUUCAGCACAAGACUCUGGUUCUCUCCUUUGGCCUCCUUUUGCCUUCCACCAAACACCUCAAUUUGUAAGGUGUCCUCCACUCUCCUCCGAUUCUUCCACGGAGUGUCCCACGUUUGUAAUCAUCUCUCUUGCAAGGUGUCAAGUCUUAUUCUUUCUGCGUUCUGGCUGCUGGCUAGGUUGGCCAAAAUAACCCUGGCCAAGUGCUCUUCCUCCUGGUCCCAUCGUUCCUGCCAUUGCCUUGCAUGGUGGUCAUGAUGAUGUGUUGUUUUUUUUGUGUUUUUUUUUUUUGGUCGCCAUAAGUCUGUUGAUUAUUUUGAUAAGUUACUGAAAGCUUUGGAAGCGCAAAGCCGGGUGCGAUGGCAUCUCUUGUUGGAGCUCGUGGGGCAGCUACCCGGCCCUGCAGCCAGGCUCUCUCCUCCCAAAAAGCUGAACAGAUUUCCACGAAGAGGGUGUUGGCGAAGAGUUUUUAAUUCAGUGGCUGUAUUUGCGGGGUCAGAACUCCAAGAAGCCCUGCUGGUGUGAUGCGGUAGCGUGUGAUGUGCAGUUCUUUGCCACCUACAUAUUGUAGAUAUACACUGAAAAUACCCGAGCCCUUCCUGUCGUGUUCCCUCUGCCCAGAUUUAUGCUCAUGCUGCAUGGUCCAGUGCACUGCUGACCAUAAAGUAAGGCAGCAAAAGUCUGUAGGACGCAGCCUGCUGCUCGUGAGCUGUGCUCUCGGCGUGACGCUGAGCUGCUGAGGCCAGAGGAGCGGGGCUGAGCACUGCCGCUGAGCAUCUCCCCUUACAGCUCGGUCCAGGAGAGGCAGAACUGAGUUCCAGCUUUGGGCAGCCUCUAUUGAUGGAAGAACACGGGGUGACUCAAACAGAGCACAUGGCCACCAUCGAGGCCCACGCAGUGGCCCAGCAGGUGCAGCAGGUCCACGUGGCCACCUACACGGAGCACAGCAUGCUGAGCGCGGACGAAGACUCGCCGUCUUCCCCCGAGGACACCUCCUACGAUGACUCUGACAUCCUCAACUCCACGGCUGCCGACGAGGUCACGGCGCACUUGGCCGCGGCAGGCCCCGUGGGGAUGGCAGCAGCCGCUGCGGUGGCAACGGGUAAAAAACGAAAGCGACCCCACGUUUUUGAAUCCAACCCGUCGAUCCGCAAGAGGCAGCAGACGCGUUUGCUACGGAAGCUCCGAGCAACGCUGGAUGAGUACACCACCAGAGUGGGGCAGCAGGCCAUCGUCCUGUGCAUCUCACCCUCCAAACCCAACCCCGUCUUCAAAGUAUUUGGAGCUGCACCCUUAGAAAAUGUGGUACGCAAGUACAAGAGCAUGAUUCUGGAAGACCUGGAGUCUGCGCUAGCGGAGCAUGCUCCCGCGCCUCAGGAGGUUAACUCGGAGCUGCCACCCCUCACCAUCGACGGCAUUCCUGUCUCAGUGGACAAGAUGACCCAGGCACAGCUGCGAGCUUUCAUCCCGGAGAUGCUGAAAUACUCCACAGGUCGCGGCAAGCCAGGCUGGGGCAAGGAGAGCUGCAAGCCCAUCUGGUGGCCUGAGGACAUCCCGUGGGCCAACGUCCGCAGCGAUGUCCGCACGGAGGAACAGAAGCAGCGGGUGUCGUGGACCCAGGCGUUGCGGACUAUCGUGAAGAACUGCUACAAGCAGCAUGGCCGUGAGGACCUGCUCUACGCGUUCGAGGACCAGCAGACGCAGCAGCAGACCACGACCACACACAGCAUAGCGCACCUGGUGCCGUCACAGACAGUGGUACAAACCUUCAGCAACCCCGAUGGCACCGUGUCCCUCAUCCAGGUUGGCACCGGUGCUACAGUUGCCACGCUGGCUGAUGCCUCCGAGUUGCCUACCACGGUCACCGUCGCACAAGUCAAUUAUUCCGCAGUGACUGACGGGGAGGUGGAGCAGAACUGGGCAACGCUACAGGGGGGUGAGAUGACCAUCCAGACAACGCAGGCAUCAGAGGCCACGCAGGCAGUGGCAUCGUUAGCAGAAGCAGCAGUGGCAGCAUCUCAGGAGAUGCAACAAGGAGCAACUGUUACCAUGGCACUCAACAGUGAAGCAGCAGCCCACGCGGUAGCCACGCUUGCUGAAGCCACUCUCCAAGGUGGAGGACAGAUCGUCCUGUCUGGUGAAACCGCAGCGGCAGUAGGAGCGCUUACCGGAGUCCAAGAUGCCAAUGGCAUCCUAGCAGCAGACUGUUCAGGUUGCAAGUGGAGCCUAGCAGAGAGUUUAUCAGCAAAGCCAGCCGAUCAAGGAAGCUUAGAAGGGUUAUUCGUUAAGCUUUCGUCUGUGGAGCACGGCCUCGUCCAGAUCCCCGUCAGCAUGUACCAGACCGUGGUGACCAGCCUGGCCCAGGGGAACGGCCCCGUGCAGGUCGCGAUGGCACCCGUGACCACGCGGAUAGCGGACAGUGCCGUCACCAUGGACGGGCAGGCGGUGGAAGUGGUGACCUUGGAACAGUGACGGGUGCCCGCAGCGGGAGCGUGGUGGUGAUUUCCCUCGUCUCUUACGCGAAUGAAUUUUUUUUUUUUUUUUUUUUUUUUAACGCCUCUCCAGAGAUGAAAUCAGGUGGCAUCGAGUCUCCCAGCUUUGGAAGCAAAGGUUUUUGUUAACCUUUUUUUUAAAGGAAAAAAAAAAAAAAAGAAAAAAAAAAAAGAAAAAAAUAGCAGAGGAUGUGUGUUAAGUGCAUUUUUAUAGCGCCACUGAUCUCGUAGGAGCGAGCAGCCAAAUUCUGACGGGACUUUCAUUAAAAAGGAAAAAAAAAAAAAAAAAAAAAAGCAGCCCCUUAGCCUCCUUUCCCCCAGCAUGGAACGGAGCAGGGUGAGGCCAGGGGGGGUCGGGGGCCACGGACGCCCUCGCCCGAGACUGCUCCGGCUGCACUGCCGCCGCUCCCGAGCCGCGCCGCACUUGGCAAAUUAGGAUUCAUAGAUUUUAACGUGGACUUUUAUAUUUAAAAAAAAAAAAGAAAAAGAAAAAGAACGACAACAACAAAAAAAAAUGAAUUUGGAAAAGGCUCCUCUGGGGAAAAUGCAUGUGUGACUGCAGGGGGGGGGUGGCAGCUCCCCCGGGGGGUGCCGCUCUGCCGGGAGCCCCGUGCCGGCGCGAGGACAGCUCUGCCGUGGACCACCGCCGCCAGCCCCGCACCGCGCUCCGCUCGGCUCCCUUUGGUGCACACUGGAGACCUGUUCUUACUCCUCUGCUCUGGAAAACGUACCUGCCAUUUUAGAUCUUUUUUUUUUUCUUUAUUAUAAUAAUAAUAAUUAUUAUUAUUAUUUCCUCUUGCGUGGAUUUGGAACCGAGGGGAACCGCCUCGAGAGGAGCUCGGGCUGCGCUGGGAGGGAGCCGGGGCUGCCGGGACCAGCGCUCAGCCCCCCCCUUUCCUUGCCAAAGAGCCACGGGGGGCUCAACCCGACCCCGCUGCCACCUCUGGGACCCCCCAGGACCCCCGGACUGUCCCCUCUGGGGGACCCCUUGGAGCCAUAUGGUCCCACUCCACGCGCAUCCCCUGGUGCAUCUCCGCUGCCCGCAUCCGACCCGCGCCACCCAAAACCCUCCAAAGGAGGGAAGGGUCGCGGGGGCCUUUUUGGGGACAGAUCCUACUUGACUUCCCAGCGGGCCAAACCUUUCCAGCGGCGCCCGGCCAAGCCCCCCCCUCCUCCUCCAGCCCCGCGGCGCGUGCAGUUGUGCAUGGUAUUUAAUUUGUUUUGUUUUGUUUUAUUAUUAUUAUUUUCAAGUGGCCAUUAACAAAGUUCUCCGCGUCUUGCUCCGCCUUCGAGGAAGUUUUCAGAUUCUUGUAUUUACUUGUUUUAUAUGGAAAAUAUCAAAAUGUUCUUUGUAUACAUUUCUUCUGUACUUUAACGAGGGGAGGGAAAGAUUUCCAUAGAGACAGUCCUGGUUCUCCAGUUCGUUAUUUUUUUUUUUAAUUAUUAUUUUUUAUUGUCGUUGUGAAGAUGUCGGUGGCUUUCAAGUCCGUGUUUCUUUG